Molecule: messenger RNA, 1680 nt
Organism: Paramecium pentaurelia
Lineage: Eukaryota; Ciliophora; Oligohymenophorea; Peniculida; Parameciidae
Source: the annotation of a GenBank genome assembly
AUGGAAUUUGAGAAACAAAUUUAUCAAACACAUUCCUUCUUUUUGUCAUUUAGUUUGGUGAGAUUUUUUGUUAAAUUGGGUUCAUUCAUAUUCCCAAUUUUAAGUAUUUUAGGAUUUUGUGCUUUAUUAAUGUUACACAUUAACUAAUAGAUGACAGGGUUAAAAUUGCAAGAAACAGACUUAAGUACACUUAGUUAUUGAUGAUAGUUGACUUUGAUAAUGAAACUGUGUACAAUUUUAACAUUACAAAUUCUAAUAAUGAAAAUCUGAAUCAGAAUUUCAAAUAUGCUUAGUCCCAAAGUCUUUUGCAAUUAUAAGAUGAGUUUUUAAAUAAAUAUAAUUUUACUCAAAAAACUAUAAUGAUAAAUGGAGAUAAAUAUUGGAGUGGUUUGAAUUCUAUUUUAUAAUAUACAACAAAUAUUGAGUGUUUUUUUUUGAUAGAUCUAAUUCAUCAUAUGAAUGGAUCUGCAAUAUAGAUACUGGAUAUGUAAAAUAACAUUUCUUAUAUUUGGGAAAAGUCAUAUUUUGAAGGUAUAAUAUUUUUAAAUUAUAAUAGAGUAUUAUGCAAAUACAUACUCAGAAAGGAUAUAUAAUACAGUUUUGAGAAUAUGUAGAUGCAUUAUUGGAUUAUUUUUCUAAUGUAUAACAGCUUCUAUUUAUUUUAGAAUGCUAUUUAUCUAUAUGCCUGUGUUUUCAUUAAUUAUAAGUAUUAUUAUUGUAUAAUUAUGUUUUUAGUUGGUUUAAUAUUUUGUAGAAAUCAUUAAGAAUUACAAAUAUUGGCCAGGAGUUAUCCUUGGAUUAAUCAUUAUUUUCAUAUCUUAACAAGUAAUAAUAAAUUGAAAAAUCAAAUUAUUGACUCCUUUCUAUAAACUCUAUAUAUGUUUUUGUUAAUAUUUGGUUUGACUUGGGCUUAAGUAAAUUCACUAUUAUUUAAAAAACAACAUUCAUUUUACUUAAUAGAUAAAAUAACAUAGUAUAAUAAUAAAAUAUAAUUAGGCAUGCAUUUUCUUUUGAAUAUUUUAGUUUACACUUUCUUAGAACAAGAUCUUCCUUAUAUUUUGUUCCAAAAUAUUGCUUCAUUAUCAGAUUUUUCCUUUACUAUUAUAUGCAAUGCACUUUGUUUGGACAUUAUUAGUUAGUUUAAUACAUUAGUUUAUUUGGUUAAUUAGGAGUUUUUUGUUACUUUAUACACAAAUUUGAAAUACCAGCUCUAAAUUGGUCUGACAGAUCCCCUUACACACCCACGAUUAAUCGACCCAGAGCUUAUUAUGUUCCUUUAUUUCCAAUGAGUUGGAUAAAUGAUACUCCUUAGUUAUGGUCGAUGUUUUAUCCACUUUAUGGAAGGAGGUAAUUAUUUUCAUUGAGCUUAGAUAUUUUUAAAUAUAAAAUCUGGCUUUAGUAGAUUAAAAUUUCCCUUUAUUAAAUCAAAUUUUAGAAUAAGAGAUUUAAUAAGGUUUAGAAAUUCCAUAGGAUUAAGAAGUCUAAAUUGAGAUAAUUUAAUAAAUAUAGAUUCCUUAAGAUAAUCCUUAAAAUUAAAUAAUUGAUCAAUAAUAAUAAUAAUAAUAAUAAUAAUAAUAAGAAUAAUUACUAAAUUAAAUUGAAUAAGUUUAAGUUGUACAUUAAAAUUAAGAAAUUUAGCAUCUGAAUUAGGAAUAAAAUUUUAUAAAUCAAAUUGAAUGA